Molecule: messenger RNA, 1494 nt
Organism: Plasmodium vivax (malaria parasite P. vivax)
Lineage: Eukaryota; Apicomplexa; Aconoidasida; Haemosporida; Plasmodiidae
Product: pyruvate dehydrogenase E1 component, alpha subunit, putative
Exons: 1
Coding region: 1-1494 (497 amino acids)
Molecular function (GO): oxidoreductase activity, acting on the aldehyde or oxo group of donors, disulfide as acceptor
Source: RefSeq, a predicted model, not a curated record
AUGGUGAAGACCCAUGUCGUGGGGUCCAAAAGGUUAGACGACCCAAUGGUAAAGAUUUUUCAACUAGAUGAAAGAGCCCCUAUGGCAGAACCCAACCGUAGAGAACAAAACGGUGCAGACGCUGAAGGGGCUAAGGAACGCCCCCCCAUGUCGGCCAGCCAAACCAACUACAACAUUUACCUGCCAGACAACCAGCUGGAGGAUUACCUCUCCGAUGUGCAAAUCAGCAAAAACGAAAUGACCAUGCUGUAUGAAGAUAUGCAUCUGGGGAGGAUGUUCGAAAAUUUAGUGGCAAAACUAUAUUACAGUAAAAGGAUAAACGGGUUCGUGCAUCUGUACAAUGGGCAAGAAGCCAUCAGCUCUGGGAUUAUUAAAAAUUUGAGGCCCUCAGAUUUUGUAACGAGCACGUAUAGAGACCACGUGCAUGCCAUUAGCAAAAAUGUUCCUCCGAGGAAGAUCCUUAAUGAGCUGUAUGGGAACUACUAUGGAAGCACCAAUAGGGGGAAGGGUGGCUCUAUGCACAUUUACAGCAAAAGUGAAAACUUCGUUGGGGGCUUCGGCUUCAUCGGCGAGCAGAUCCCCAUCGCAGUUGGGUUGGCCUACAGCAUUUUGUACAAGCGGGAGUUCCCCCAGGGGGGGGCGGAAGUCCGAAGCGGGGCGGAAGCACUAAGUGGGACGGAAGCCCUAGGUGGGACCUCCUCACCGAGUGGAGCCGCCCCCCCGCUUGAAGACGCCGACGUGGUGGCGUGCUUCCUGGGAGACGGGACGGCCAACAUCGGGCAGUUCUUCGAGUCCCUGAACCUGGCGGCCACGUACAACCUGCCAAUCUUGUUCGUGAUAGAAAACAAUAACUGGGCGAUCGGGAUGGAGGGCUCAAGGAGCUCCACCGAUGACCUCCAAAACAACUACUCUAAGGGAAAGGCCUUCAACAUAGAGACUUAUAAAGUGGACGGAAACGAUGCCAUCUCGAUUUACAAACUGGCAAAGAAAAAAAUAAAUCAAAUGAGAAGGAGAGAGUGUGGACCGGUACUCAUCGAAGCAAUCACCUACCGAGCGAAGGGACACUCCCUUGCAGACCCAGAUGAACUUAGAAUACACGAAGAAAAAGCGUCUUGGAAAAAAAGAGAUCCAAUUGUACAUUUGGCUAGCUACAUGAAAAAAAAAAAUAUCGUUGAUGAGUCCUUCUUUGAACAAGUCAAAAAAAAAACGAAACAGAUUCUGCUGGAAGCUGAAAUGGACGCUGACCAAAAUAUGAAGAAGAGCCAAGAUGUUAACAUCUGCCAACUGUUGAGGGAUAACAUCUUCGCUCCCUCGGAGGGGGCCCCCUUCCAGGCGGAUUACCACCAGUAUGCCACGUAUGACCCCCUGAGUGACUCCGAGCUGGGGGAGUAUUACGAGGCUCUUCGGCGGGAGGCGGACAGGAAGCUGCACAACAGGAAGCCGGACCCCUCCGAGCACUUCGCAAGCAGGGACCUCCCCCUGCUCAUCGAUUAG